Molecule: messenger RNA, 2436 nt
Organism: Poecilia reticulata (guppy)
Lineage: Eukaryota; Metazoa; Chordata; Actinopteri; Cyprinodontiformes; Poeciliidae
Biological process (GO): protein phosphorylation; necroptotic signaling pathway
Molecular function (GO): protein kinase activity; ATP binding
Source: RefSeq, a predicted model, not a curated record
UGUGGUUUGUCAGCAAUAAAGAGAAACAGCUAUGCAAACUCAUGUUCAGACCUGACGGACUUUCUUCCCUUCAAGAGCAAAAAGCAUGGCGUGGUCCACAGCAACGCUCGCUAAAGGCUGCUUUGGGAAAGUCUACCGGCAACAAUAUAAAGGCACCUGGGCUGCAGUGAAGAAAGUCCCCCAACAUCUCAUCGAUCGGAAAGAUCUGGAGAGAGAAUGUGAAGUUUACAACAAAGCAGAACAUCCCAACAUAGUGAAGCUCCUGGGCAACAUAACACUCACUGAUGGUAAAUGGAUUAUUCCACUGGAGUUUAUAUUUGGAGAGGAUUUGGAGACAACUAUCUUCCAGUCAGCAAAAUCCAGAAUACAGUUGACUCCAUCAACUAAAGCCACCAUCGUUAGUGGGAUGUGUGAAGGGUUGAUGCACCUCCACCUAAACGACAUCGUCCAUCAAGAUCUGAAGCCUGAAAACAUCAUGGUGGAGCAUAAGACAAACAGAGCAGUCAUCAUCGACCUGGGACUGGCAAAGUUUUUCAGACAUGGCCUGAACUCGGCCAUCGACAUGGGGAACGAGGCGUACUCAGCUCCGGAGGUUCUGCGGUGGCGAAGCCAGCGAAAUCAGCGUUCAGAUGUCUGGGCCAUGGGGAAGAUCAUCGCUGAGCUCUACGCCCGGGUCCGGCUCCACACGCCCUCCGUCUGUCCUGCUAAAGUCAAGGAGGUCAUGCAAGGUCAGCCCUACUGCGACAUUGUGUGCAAGAUGGUGCAGCCGGAGCCCGGACAGAGAGCCGCCAUGGUUAGCAUCAUAGAUGAAAUUCGAGUAACCACAAGAACAGUUAAAGGAAGCAGUACGCCACCUAGAGACGUCCAAAACGUCCUAAAGCCACCAUCACGUGAACUCGCAGCCAGACCCAGACCCAGACCUGCAUCACCAAUGAAACCGAGGGGAAACCCGAUCGACAGGAUUCAGCUACCAGGAAAAAGAGAUGAUAAAGGUCCAGAUAUACUGAAAUGGGAGCGGACACCCAGACCAGAAAUGAAACCUCUGCGUGCCCAGAUUGGACUGCCCAAGUAUCCCGUCACAAAGCCGGCAGAGAACAGAAACAGACAAGCGGCUGCGGGCGGGACGGACAUCACCUCCCAACUCAUGAAGCUGAAGUUAAACCACGAAGCCGCGAAGGACCUUCCCAGCAACUUACCGCCAACUGGGAAGGUGAAGGUCCAACGCGUGGAAAGGAAAAACGGGAAAAUUGAAACGUGGGAGCAGAUUGUGGUGACUCAGGACGGAAAGAUUAUCAAAUAUGAUGAUGUUAUGAUUAGCAGCACAUAAGAAAUUUGGGGUUGAAGCUGUUAUGAAUCGAUUACUGAGAUAAUCAUAACAGUAGAUUCAAAGGUCAGUCCUUCCAAUCAUUUGGAACAGUAAUUAAUCCAAAACUGUACAAAAUCUGCACAUUUUUAUUUAAGAUUUAAAAAAUUAUUUGUCUGUAAAUAUCUUCAAACAAGAACUUUUCAAAAGGGUGUUUUGACUUCACCUGGUUAAAAUAUAGUAAAAAAACAACAACUAAAAACAUUUUAAAAAUCUUCCAUUAAGCAUCGUUUGCUACAUAUUUAUUAAUCAGUUCAUCAAAAGAAAGUCUCUAGAUCAGUUUGUACUGUUUGGAUCUUAAGUCGAGCAGAAAAACCUGAGAUUUUCACAUUAAUAUUAAAAGUAUUUUUAGCUGUGUUUGCAUCCCUUGCUACAAAUGAUUGAAUAUUCACUAGAGAUGGCAUGUUGUUACAUUUUAGGCAAUAAAUUAUGUUCUUAAUUAAAACGAAAUUGGAUUAUUUACUUGUGUUUUAUAAUGUAUUUCCAAUAUGCAGGUGAAGCUUUUCCGUUAAAUGUUUCUCAGAAACAAGAAUGUAACAUGUGAGGGAAAAAUGUUUACAAUAUCUGCAACCUAUUUAUGACACCAUGAAGGUUUAUUGAAACACAACCAGUAAAAGAUCUGGACAUAAAACGAGUGAAUUACUGAAGAGGAGGAAACUCGUCUGCAUAGUUCUGCCAUUCAGUCUGUGUAAACCUAAAAAAACAACUAAAAUAUGUCCUGUCCUCUUUUUUCCCUCAGUUUGUCAGUAAGAAGCUAUAAUUUUUGUUUUUAUUUUCUACGGUUGUGUUUUUUCAUUUUAACUGUGGUAUUGCUCAUCUACCUGUGUGACCUUUGUCUCUUUUGUGUUUCUUAUUUAUUGCCUCUCAUCUAAAAGUUAUUCUGCAUGUUUUUCAUUUGUAUUGCGUGUCAGCAUUUUUUAUUCAGGUCAUCUGUAGAUGAUUCACCUUUCCUGAAUAAAUGCGGUUUUGCUUUGACUUGCACUUAACUUGUGACGCUGUGAAACCUGUCAAACUUGACUUGUGUGGACAGAGAUCCUGCUUCUGGUUUUGGAAUAAAGUUAACUCGUUCUUGG